Egretta garzetta (little egret) is the source of this 1921-nucleotide messenger RNA. RefSeq names its product small nuclear RNA activating complex polypeptide 5 (gene SNAPC5). NCBI's taxonomy places the organism in Eukaryota, Metazoa, Chordata, Aves, Pelecaniformes, Ardeidae. The transcript has 3 exons. Gene Ontology annotation, cellular component: nucleus. The record is from RefSeq and is a predicted model, not a curated record. Bases 1 to 381 code for a protein of 126 amino acids. Gene Ontology annotation, biological process: transcription initiation at RNA polymerase III promoter; transcription by RNA polymerase II.
AUGGCGUUGGAACAGAGGAGCGCUGUCGUGUGCGGCUGGGGCUUACUGAAGGGUGGUGAAACGCGAUUUAAAAAGCUCUGCUGUUAUUAUUUAAAAAAUAUUUCGAUUCUAUUUUUAACUAUUGAAAUAAGAGCCCAAGAAAUAAUGACUGCAAAGGCUUCUGUGCUCCCUCGUUUGCAGGUGGAAGAGCUGGCGCUGCAGUCCAUGAUCAGCUCCAGGGAGGAGAACGUCACGGCCUCCUCGUCAGCCGCUGCGGAGGAGGCUCAGGAAAUUCUUGGGCAGAUGGACAACGAGGCUGCUAUCAAUCAAACCGAAUUACACCUAGGUCUUCAAGGUCAUGAAGAGGAGGAAGAAGAAGAGGACGAGGAAUCAGAUUCUUGAGAAAAGAAAUCAGAGAUGGUUUUUAAUACAGACUCAGGAAUUUCUUUUUCAUUCAUAUAAAAUUCACCAACUGAUUUUCAUUUUGUCCUGUAUGUGGGUAUGAACUAAUAGGACGUGCAAGACUCUCGGAGUCUAGGGAAGUUACACUUGAACACACCAGUGUCACAAGCUUGGCACGUCUUGACUUAGAUGUUAACAGAAUGAAAAUUUGCUGCACAAAUAUGUAGCAUAAUCUGUUCCACAUUUAAAACCUAAUGUAGCUUACUACAUCUUUACACGUGGGAGAAGUCAUUAAUCAAGUCAGACUAAUUUAAUGUGUACACUAAAAGCAAUAAUUCGUCUGUUCUUAUUUCCUGAUGCUGAAAAAUAAAACCAGGCCAUGGAGGCUGGUUGCCGCACCAAUGAUUAUAUUAUAACCUCAUUUGCUUAAACUGGGAAUUCUGAGAUACGCAGUGAGAAAAGGCGUGUCCAGGAUUGUCUCCAGGCUUUCAGCUGCGGUGUUGUUACAUGGAAAAUGGGAUUUACAGUCCCUGUAAAUGGAACAGAGAUGGAGAUGUUCUUGUGCUGGGAGAAGCAGGUACCGCACCGUCAGCCUCAUUCUGAACACGGUAACGGCACGGCCUGUCUGUACCUACUGGUGCUCUUCUUAAGUACUGUCAGUCUGCCUGUAACAGCAAAGUAUUUUCUACUUCUUGCUCUUUCAGAGCGGCAGCCAAUUAGCCUUUUAUUGGUCCACAAAUUGUACAGUAAGAAUUGGUGGGUGUUACUUGUAAUAAGGGACUAAAUUUUUUAAAUUAGCGUUCUUUUUCCCUGGAAGUAAAUUCGUAAGGCAAUGCAAGUCCACCUUCUGUUUUCAAGUGAGCUUCACGGAGGAGUAUGAGGAGUUUAAGAACUUAAGUUAUAAAAUGGAAAGUGAUGUGAAGUCCCCUCCACAAGUUCUUUAACGGUACGGUAACAAGCUAGCGCUGCUCUUCCCGAUAGACGAUAUGUUCUUCCUCCUCAUGUGGUGCAGCUGGUUAUUUUACUGAUUCUUCAAGACUUAUUUUAAAGCAACCCAAACUCUUGUUAAGCUGAUUAAAAACAGACCAUAAAAGUAAUAGUUAACUCAGCCACUGCAACAACUGUCUUACUAGGGUUGUUCAUUGCACAACUAGUAUCUAAAGGUGCUGUCUCUGGCAUCACUCAGAGAAAAUAAAAUAAAUAGUUCUGAAGUUUGCUUUUAAGAGCAGGAAAGGGACUUGGAAAAGUGUCCCAUGUCCUGGGUGUGGUCCAUGAUUCAACCACCAGUGAGUUCCUGUCACUGAUUGAGGUGACUGCUUAUUUGGCUCCGACUUGGUUUGGAGCAAUAGAAACUGAAUGCUGGAAUGCAAAUGUAGCUUCAUCCUGUACUAAAGAUUAACUUUUUUUGAGAAGCCUGGGUGUCUUAAUGAAGGAGCGUAGAACAUGCAUGCAGAAGAUUUGGCAAAGCUUUCCCAAGACUCACAGGUAAAAAAAAAAAAACCAAAAAGCAUGAGCUGAAAAUGUUACUGCUUGGAGUGUU